Molecule: messenger RNA, 9696 nt
Organism: Apaloderma vittatum (bar-tailed trogon)
Lineage: Eukaryota; Metazoa; Chordata; Aves; Trogoniformes; Trogonidae
Gene: MGA
Product: MGA, MAX dimerization protein
Exons: 25
Coding region: 76-9696 (3206 amino acids)
Biological process (GO): positive regulation of DNA-templated transcription; cell fate specification; regulation of transcription by RNA polymerase II
Cellular component (GO): MLL1 complex; nucleus
Molecular function (GO): RNA polymerase II cis-regulatory region sequence-specific DNA binding; DNA-binding transcription factor activity, RNA polymerase II-specific; protein dimerization activity
Source: RefSeq, a predicted model, not a curated record
GAUGAACACAUGUAGAGGAUUAUCAGAACUGUGUGGAAUUUGCAUUUGAUUUGAGAGCUUACAAAAGUGGUCAUCAUGGAGAAACAGCAGAUUGUCCUGAGUAGCCGAGAUGGUGGGACCAUGUCUGGUGCAGCUCCUGCUUUUUUUGUCAUCUUGAAACAGCAGCAGGGAAAUGGUAAAGCUGACCAAGGAAUCCUCGUAGCAAACCGUGACGCUUGUGCUCUUGCCAGCAGCGUAUCAACUCCGAUAGAAUCCAAAGUCAAGACCUGCCUCCCAGCUGACUGUGUCUCAGGGGGCAUUACCGUCACCCUAGAUAACAACAGCAUGUGGAACGAAUUCUACCAUCGCAACACGGAGAUGGUUUUGACGAAGCAGGGGAGGCGCAUGUUCCCCUACUGCCGAUACUGGAUUACAGGUCUGGAUGCGUGUCAGAGGUACAUCCUGGUCAUGGACAUAUCCCCCGUGGACAAUCACCGAUACAAAUGGAACGGCCGGUGGUGGGAACCCAGUGGAAAGGCAGAACCGCAUGUUCUGGGGCGAGUGUUUAUUCAUCCAGAAUCCCCUUCCACUGGCCAGUACUGGAUGCAUCAGCCAGUGUCCUUCUACAAACUCAAACUUACCAACAAUACCCUGGACCAGGAGGGUCAUAUAAUCUUGCAUUCUAUGCACCGUUAUCUGCCACGACUUCACUUGGUGCCUGCAGACAAAGCCACAGAAGUCAUUCAACUCAAUGGCCCCGAUGUCCAUACAUUUACCUUUCCACAGACAGAGUUCUUUGCAGUUACAGCCUACCAGAACAUCCAGAUUACCCAGCUGAAAAUAGAUUACAACCCUUUUGCUAAAGGGUUCAGAGAUGACCCUCAGCGCGAUGUGAAACAAAACCGUAACUCAGGAUUGGAAGGGGGUGAUAUUUUUGGUGCUGCUAGCGUUCGUGGGCGCUCUGCUGAAGUUGACGCGUUAGAAGUACACCAGAGAAGUUUAGUUUCUUCGUUCAUCGGUCAAAACCCAUCAGACAUUGAUCUGGACAAAGAGUCCUUUAACGCAGAAAGGGACUUUCUGAGUUUCCUGGACACUGACCUGUCUGCGGGUGAUAUGCCAAAGCUAAAACAAGAAGUUUCUGAAAGUCCCAUUGCUAGCAGUUACGAAAGCAGUUCCCGUGUGGCAUCCCCACUGGACCCGAAUGGACACUUUAAUGUAGUUGUUAAAGAGGAGCCAGUAGAUGACUAUGACUACGAGUCGAAUAUUUGCACCCAAGGAAUAAGUGUGAAGCAGGAAGACACAGAUGAAGAAACUGAUGAGUAUUCCAACACUGAUGAGGAUGAUCCCAUCCUACAAAAACGCUUGAUGAGACGCAACGAAACAGAGGGAAUUGAUGGAGAAUUCAGGUCUAGGAAGCGUGGGCUAACCUCUCCUUCAGGUGUUGCCAAAGCAAAAAUGUUGAAACUGGAGAGCGGGAAGAUGCCUGUGGUCUAUUUGGAACCUUGUGCAGUGACAAAGAGCACGGUGAAGAUAUCGGAGCUGCCACAGACCAUGCUGUCCUCUACCAAGAGGGAAAAAUCCCCUUUGAGUUCAAUACUGGAUUCCUUGCCUGUGUGUUUUGAAAAUCACAAAGGCUCUAGCUCAGACACAGCCACUGUAACUGAGGAGCUAGUUCUGAGAAAACAAUCCUCUGGGAGUAGAAUGUCGCAGAAAUACUCUUCCAUAGGAUUGACCCCGUGGGCUCUAUCUAAAUCAUCUAAUUUUAAUCUCAGGAGCUCACUAAGUUGUCAGUUUUCAGCUAAGGAGAUCUGUGGAAGAAAAAGGUCUGGCAUACUGAAGAAUCCUAUGUCCCUGAGAGGCUCUGGUAGCAAUCAGAACACCUUAUCAGUUACAACUAAAAGAGGAAGGCCACGGAAACUGAAAAUUUCCAAGGCUGGUCGACCACCUAAAGGCAUAGGGAAAACUGUAAUAGCGAGCAAGAACGCCUCGCUGGGGCCUGGGAAUAUCCUUCCAGAUGUUAAGCCAGACCUUGAAGAUGUUGAUGGAGUUCUUUUUGUGUCCUUUGCAUCAAAGGAAGCUCUUGACAUUCACACUGUUGAUAGAGUUGGAGGAGAAGAGCCGCAGAAUCUUCAGGCUCCGUUGUUGAAUACAAAUGAUCCAGAUUGUCAAGCAAGAAUACAAGUACUGGAAAAGGAAUUGAUGGAAGAGCUGAAGACCUUGAGGCAUAAGCAAGUAAUACAUCCUAGCCUUCAGGAAGUGGGACUCAAGCUGAAUUCUGUGGACCCAACAAUGAGCAUUGACUUGAAAUACUUGGGUGUGCAGCUUCCUCUUUCCUACUCAAAUUACUCUUUGUGGAGCUAUCCGGGAACCAAUCCCAAUUCUCCAGAUACUGGAUUUCCUUUUGUUUCCAGGACAGGAAAAACAAAUGAUUUCACAAAAAUCAAAGGCUGGCGAGGGAAGCUUCAUGGUGCUUCUAGAAAUGAAGGUGGCAGUUCAGAAGGUUCCUUGAAGAAUCGCUCAGCGUUCUGUAGUGACAAGCUGGAUGAGUACCUGGAAAAUGAAGGGAAGCUGAUGGAAACAAGCAUGGGAUUCUCUUCUAGCACUCCCACUCCUCCUGUGGUGUAUCAGCUUCCCACUAAGAGCACUAGCUAUGUGCGAACACUUGACAGCGUUCUAAAGAAGCAGUCCACCAUAAUUCCAUCAACAUCUUACACGUUCAAGCCCGUUUCUCUGUCAUCUACCUCUAGGAAGACAAAGGGUCAAAGCAGACAGAAAAAUAGAAUGAAAUCGUCUUACAAACCCAUACUGCCGUCACCUUAUUCUGGAAGACAGAAACAGAACUCUGCAGGGGAAAGGGCAGCGAAGUCUGUCUCAAACAGUAGUUUGAAUAAUCAAGGGGAUAGUUUUGUGACGACAGCUCUGGAGGAGAACGUGCUUCCAAAACAGAUCAGCCUGCGCCAAGCACCACAACAGCACCAAGCAUCUCGUCCGCCCGGUUUGUCUAAAUCUCAAGUGAAGUUAAUGGACUUGGAAGACUGUGCUCUCUGGGAUGGCAAACCACGCACGUAUAUUACAGAAGAACGAGCAGACAUCUCUCUGGCAACCCUGCUUACGGCUCAGGCUUCUCUCAAAACCAAACCUAUCCACAAAAUAAUAAAACGACGAGCACCUCCCUGCAAUAAGGAUUUCUGUCGCCUGGGUUGCAUAUGUGCCAGCCUGGCACUGGAGAAACGUCAGCCUACACACUGCCGCAGGCCGGACUGUAUGUUUGGUUGUACUUGCUUGAAGAGAAGAGUGUUGCUGGUGAAGGGAGGAUCAAAACAUAAGAAAAUGAUGAAAAAGGCAGUGCGUGGAAAUCUGGUGCUCUAUGGAACACAAGACGAACAGCAGGAGGAUGAAGAUGCGGAGGAAGGGGGUGAUGGGGAGGAAGAUGAGCUGAAGCAGAAAGAUAGGAGGAAGAGAAAAAGAGUGGAAUACACAAUCUGUGACUCGGAGCCAGAACAGCCUGUUCGGAAUUGUCCACUGUGGGUGAAAGUAGAAGGUGAAGUAGAUCCAGAGCCAAUUUACAUCCCAACACCAUCUGUUAUUGAACCAGUUAAAUCUGUGGUACUGCCCAGCACAGAAGUCUUGCCUCCUAGUAAGCCUAGAUCUUCCAGUGGAGUGAAACCAGCCAGAGUGUAUACUCCUAGACCCAAUCCAGUGAUUCGAGAUGAGGACAAGGAUCCUAUCUACCUGUACUUCGAAAGUAUGAUGACUUGUGCAAGGGUCAGACCAUAUGAAUACAAAAGAGAGGAAAGAAAGCGAAAAAAAGUGAAAAACGAGUUACAGAUUUGUAGUAUAAAGGAGCCUAAAACAGAAGUUCAGACUCCUGAGAAGGCAGCCUCUGAGGUAGACAAAGACACUGGUAAAGCAAGAGAGAAAAGCUGGUGGUCUUCCCAUAGUGAGGGGGACUCUUCCUCCACCUCCUCUGUUCAUCACACCACUCCAAGUGGACCAACCAAACUUAUCGAGAUUAUGUCUGACUGCAACUUGGAGGAAGAUCACAAUAAGAUCAUGACCAUGUUGUCACAGCAUAUCAGCAGUAACGCGCCACAGUGCCUCAAAGUGGGUAGCUUCGUUAUUGAAUUGGCUUCGGAGCACAAGGCCCGGGAUGAGGACCACCCUCCUGUCUACUCCUCCAGAGUGAAAAUUUCAGUGCCGUCCUACCAUGUCAAGGACGAAAAGCCUGAGAUACCCAUCUUGGAGACUCCUGAUAGUGGAGUGCCGUCGUGCAAAACCCCAGAAAAUGUAAAGUUAUCGCGGGCAGACGCAGUGGACAAACUGCAGGAGAAGUUGCAUGGGGGCAAAGGCUUGCCUUUUUAUGCGGGGGUUUCUCCUGCGGGAAAACUGGUCGUCUACAAACGCAAAGCUAAUAUGAACCCCUCAAGCUUGAUUCAGGUUAAUGAUAAAAGGUAUCCUCAGGCCAAACUGCUUUUGGGACAGAUGGGGGCAUUACAUCCCGCCAAUCGGCUAGCAGCUUAUAUCGCAGGCAGGCUGCAACACGCAGUACUUGAUAUCUCAACCCUCAGUACUGUGAUCUCCAAGGUAGCACCCAGUGCUAAAGCAGCUGCUCCUGAGACACCAUCAGUCCAGGUGCCCACCACCUCAGCUCCCAAAACUACAUCUUCCACCAGCACUACUUCAACCCCCACUGUGACGACUCUGAAAACCCAUGUCCCACCAGCACAGAGACAGAUAGCUGCCCGACCCUCACCUGGUGGUGUGUUCACAGAGUUCGUGAUGAACAAAGCCGGAGCCCUGGAGCAGGUUGCUGGAGCAAGCGCGCGCAUGCCUUUGUCCGGACCACAGAAGUUCAGUAUCAAGCCCACGCCCAUAAUGGUCGUCACUCCUGUGGUUCCCUCCAGGCCUUCUGCAGCUCAGUGCACCAUCUCUCCUGGGGUCACUACGGCCACCAUCGCUUCUCCAGUUACUGUGGAAAGUACCGGCGUGGCACCGCCUCCUGUGAGCGCUCCCGGCCAGACGAGACCUAACGAACCUGCCUGUUCCUCUCCUGUAAUUACAGUCAUAGCUGCUCCUGCAAUAUCUGAACCCAACACCGGCACCUGUACGACUCCCUCGUCCACCACUCCGGCUGCCACUGUGAACGUCAUAGCAGCGACGGGGAUUGUUGCGCCAGUGGCAACCAUGCCCUUGCCUAACACUGUAGUAACGACACCAACUGUUACCUCUUGUCCUGUUGUCACAACGUCAACUUCUACAGUUGUGCUAACAACAGCUGCGACAGCUACGUCUGUAGUGACCACACCGACUUCCUCUGCCAUCUCCGUUCCGAUUAUACUGUCGGGAGUUAAUUCAAGUCCUUCACUGAAUCCGAAAAGAGAGGAGGCUACUGCACAAGCUGUAAGUAAGACUCCGCAGAAAAUGUCUCCUGGAACAGACAAACGUGUAGGACCUCGGUUGUUGCUGAUUCCCGUGCACCAGACAUCUCCCGCUUUGCGACUGCUGAACAACACGCAGCUUACUCCGAGACAGAGGAUGGUCCUUCAGCCUCUCAGGAGUCCCGGUGCCAUGAACCUGUUCAGGCAUCCCAAUGGGCAGAUAAUUCAGCUUGUCCCUCUGCAGCAGGUUCGAGCUGCAGGUGCCCAGCCCAGCGUGCAGCCGGUGAUGUUCCGCAAUCCAGGAUCUGUUGUAGGAAUCCGGUUGCCUGCGCCUUCUAAGCCUCCUGAGUCACCCCUGUCCCCCGCUUCCUCUGUGUCUUCCACUCCUCCUGCCACAAACUCAGCCGCACAAACCGCGGUGCCCAAGUUAUCCCCUCCGUCUAACGUCGCCACUCAAGCAUCUUCUCUCCUUCCGUCAGUAACGAGUUUUGUGUCACAGGCGGGCACUCUGACUCUGAGGAUCUCUCCUCCUGCUGCUAGCAGCGUGACAAAUCAAACGGCCUCCGAGUCAAAAAUAGCCUGCAGCUCAGGUGGCCUGCCUGCUACCACUGCUAAUCUCAUACCUUUGCAGUCCGGUAGUUUUGCUUUGCUUCAGCUCCCAGGACAGAAGACAGUGCCAAACUCCAUUCUUCACCAUUUUGCAUCUCUUCAGAUGAAGAAAGAUUACAGGAAAAUAUGCAAGAAAGAGGAGUCGAGUGCUGCCCAGCAGAAGAAGAAUGGGAAGACUUCACGCUCAGGUGGCGUUGAAGUUACAGAGUCUGAGGUAAAGGUGUCGGAUAGGAAACCAGAAGAAAACGAGUCAUCAGGUAACCAGUCAAGUAACGUUGAAGAGGCAGCGUCUGGCACAAUUGCACCUGAUAGAAAUUCCGCUACGUUAGAGACAGUGGAGAAGGACUCAAAGGUGCUAGAGCCUUCUUGUGACGAUAGUGCUUCUCAGCACGACGUUUCCGCAGAUGUUGUGUCAUCUGACCAUUCAUACAUCAGUGAAAAGCCAAACGAUGAGGAAGAAAAAGGGACUUCUGAGGAGAAAGAGGAUUCUGGCAGUUCUGCAGCUGCAGUGGAGGCUGUUUCAACUAACUCUGAAACUGUUUGUGCAUCAUCAGAUCAGUCUCUAGUUGCUCCUCCAGAUAAUGCACAUCCACAGACUCUGGAGAAGCAGGAGACUGCCCAGUUGAAGAACCACGGAAAGGAAAAAAUAGGUGCUGAACAAGAAGAGAAACCGGUAGAAGAGCAGGAAGGAGAUGCACAGACGCCGGAGGAGGAGGACAAUGAGGCAAGAUGUGGGCAGUCACAGAGUCAACAAGAGCAAGAUACACAGCAGGAGAUCAAAAAGGAACAGGGAGGGCCUGAGCUGUCUCAGAACAAACAAGGAUGCCAGGGUGAUGCUGUACAGGCAGAUACGGAAAGCAAGGAGUACAAGGGCUCUACAGAAGCAGAAAGCGUAAGAGAGAAAGAAGGAACUACGUCUGAAAUGGAUUCUGCAGAAAAGCAGGGUGAUGCUUCGGGAGAAGAGCCUACUGUCAGUAGCGAGAAAGGCAAAGCAGACACGGCUGGGCAGGAAGGCAGUGACAAAGAACAAGAUGCUUUUGAUUCUCAGGAAGAAAUGAAAACGGGUCAUGAUAUUGUAACACAUGUCAACAGUUCUUGGAGCAAAAUAUCCAGCAUUGUACCUGCUUUAGAAAACAAAAGUGAGGUGGAUAAUAAAGCUGAUACCUCUGAGAAAAGUGACUUCCAGACACCAGAACCGAAGGCGCGGGAACCCAGCCAUGACGAAAAGGGUUACUUGCCCGCCAUUGAUGUAACUGCCGAUGAUACGGAAGAGGAGUAUGAGGAAGAUGAUGAGGAUGAUGAUGAUGAGGAUGAAAAAACUGAUGAUUCUGCUGAUGAGACGCUGGAUGGUGCUUCUGACUUCCCGAGUGAAGAGGAAAUAGAUGUUGAAAAAGUGGAUGCGUGUGAAUACAGUGAGGAUGACGAGCAGGUGGACAUUGAGACCGUGGAGGAGCUUUCAGAGAAGAUUAACAUUGCCCGUCUGAAGGCCACAGCUGGUAAUACCCAACCUUCCGAACAGACAUGCCAUGAUCAUAGUUCUUCGGAUGAAAAAUUAUCAGAAAAACCUACGAAGCAGAAACUUCGUUUCCGGAACGGAAGGCUGAAGACUGAGGCAGAAGCCUUUGCUCAUUACCGCGAGACACACACAGCAAACGAACGUCGGCGACGUAACGAAAUGAGAGAUCUCUUUGAAAAGUUGAAGAGUGCUCUGGGAUUGCACAACCUUCCCAAGGUCUCCAAAUCCUACAUUCUUAAGCAAGCCUUUGAAGAAAUCCAAGGAUUGACUGAUCAGGCAGAUAAACUAGUAGGACAGAAGAACUUACUGGCACGCAAACAAGAUGUUCUGAUUCGAAAAGUAUCCACGCUUUCAGGAAAGACAGAAGAGGUUGUCCUGAAGAAGCUAGAAUAUAUUUAUGCCAAACAAAAAGCAGGAGAAGCACAAAAGAAGAAGAACCCUGAGCCAGAGGAACCUGUUGUAACCUCAACUGCUAGCACGCAGCAGAAAGAAGCAUCUUCUGCUCCCCUCAAAGAGCCGGCCCAGAUAGCGAUGACAAACAGAAGAGGCAAGCCGUUGAUACUGGCCAGGAAAGGAGUCCGUGCCACAGAGGACACCUCAUCCCCUCUGACACUAACUGCUGCGAGCCUCGUGAUGACCCCGCAGGGGCAGGUGCUUACGCUGAAGAGCCCGCUGCUGCCGGCGCAGGUGGCGGCCGUGCCUUCCACGCUCCUGCAGACUGAGUUAAAGCCUCAAGCUCUCGGCACCGCCGUGACUGCACAGCCAGGUAUUGCUUCAGUGAUGAUUCAGCUGCCAGGAUCACCAGUUCCUGUCCAAGUAAAAGGAAUCCUCGCUAAUUCUACCAUUCCCAUUACACUGUCAACUGUUGCUGGAAACCCAGUGCCCACAGCAGUGGUACCAGCUGCCGGGCCCAGUGCAGAAAGUGAAGAUUCGUUCGUGAUGCCAAAGAUAGUUAAUGUGACAUCGCUGGCCGCUGAAGGAAGCGUGAACCUAAACUCGAACAGAAACAAAAAUUCUAAUGUAACAGCAGCUGCGGGUACUCAGGCUUCUGAGAAAUCCUCGGCUGUAGCACCCCUUGAAACUAAGAAGAGUGACAGCAUCCUGCCAGAAGAAAAAGCUAAACCGUCUCCUGGAGACAGCGAGGGGGAUGGAAGAAAUACUGCAGGUCCCAUGAAAGUUUCUUUUGAAAAUAAAGACGGCUUUGCACAGCUCCGGAAUGUAUCGAGUGCAAAGGAACCUCCGGAGUCCUUCAGCAAAAGGCUUGGUGUCGGUGAUUUUGCAGGAAGCCAAGCCAGGAGGAAAGAUGGUGAUCCUGGAGGGGAGAGAUUAAAAUCUAAAGAACUGCCCUUCCGCAAGCUGCAGAUCAAAGAUUCCAGGAUAGAAAUGGAAUUAAGGAAAGUAGCAUCUGCAAUGGAGGAAGCGGAACUGGAUGCGAGCGAGUUGCUGAGCAGCAUCGAGGACAGCGAUGACACGGAUGAAACCCUCACCUCGCUGCUCAAUGAGAUCGCCUUCCUCAACCAGCAGCUGAACGAUGACGCUUCAGCGAUGUCAGAGCUGCCCACCACGCUCAACUCGGAUUUCUCUCAUGAAGAUGCUCGUCGGAGAACAGCCGGUGACCUCACUGCUGCAGAUGGGUCUUCCUUCCAGUUUGGCCAUUUGGGAGGCAGUUUUAAGGACCUUGCCGAUGUUCCCGAGGGUGGUGGCUCUAUAAGCCCUCUCCUGCUCCACCUGGAAGAUGACGACCUUACUGAUGGAGAAAAGAACUCUGGGGAGCCUUCAUCUGAAGCGGAUGUUUUAAAGAUAGUAAUUGGUGCUGAAAUGAAGGAUUCACUGCCCAACCUAGCUGUAACCAGUGGCGGGCAUGGCAAAACCGUAACGACUUUGGCAGAGACCACUAACGUGACGCCGCCGGUUUUGCAGAUGAAAACUAAUCCCGAAGCGAGCAACGCUGACACGCUGUGGAGGCCCAUGCCCAAGCUGGCGCCGCUUGGCUUAAAAGUGGCGAGUCUGCCGACGGACUCGGAAGGGCAGAGCAAUAAAGUGAUGCCCUUAUUGGCACCCGUGGUUGCAAAACUGGCCCCCAGUGGGGUGAAAGCUGCGCUGCCCGCAGCCGUUCAGGAGGGACAGGAUAACAAAGUGAUGCCCAUGUUAGCGCCCGUGGUGACGAAAUUGAAUCCUGCUGGGCCCUCGCCUUCGAGUUCAGCAGACAAGUAA